This is a messenger RNA of Symbiodinium sp. CCMP2456, 1143 nucleotides long. Lineage: Eukaryota; Dinophyceae; Suessiales; Symbiodiniaceae. The record is from the annotation of a GenBank genome assembly.
AUGACGCACGCCCUGGAAAUAAAAAACCUCAGCAAGCGCUACCGCAUCAGCGGCAAGGAAAUGUUUAACGCUUUGGAUAACAUCAACCUCACGCUACAAGCCGGUGAAGUUCUGGGCCUCAUCGGGCACAACGGAGCGGGAAAGUCAACCCUGUUGAAAAUCCUGUCACGCAUCACCUAUCCGAGCGCAGGCGAAGUAAACAUCAACGGUUCUAUUGCCUCCUUGCUAGAAGUGGGCACCGGUUUUCAUCCGGAAUUAACCGGCAAAGAAAACAUCUUUUUAAACGGCUCCAUUCUGGGCAUGAGCCGCCCUACCAUCAAGCAGCGCUUUGACGAAAUUGUAGAAUUUGCGGGCGUUUCGCAGUUUUUAGACAUGCCCGUAAAGCGCUACAGCAGCGGCAUGUUUGUGCGACUGGCUUUUUCGGUGGCGGCCCAUUUAGAUGCUGAUAUUCUCUUGAUUGACGAAGUGCUGGCCGUGGGCGAUCAGGAAUUUCAAAAGAAAUGCCUGAGCCGCAUGAACGACAUCAGCAGCCGGCAAGAACGCAGCAUCAUUUUCUCGAGCCACAACAUGAGCGCCAUCAGCAGCCUUUGUCAUAGGGUGGGUGUGCUGAAAAACGGCCGGCUUAUGAAGCUGGGCGAGCCACAAAAAAUGAUAGAUUUUUACCUGGAGGAGAUGGACAAUUACCAGCGCCAUGUUCCCAUUGCCCAGCGCACGGAUCGGGAGAAUGACGGCCGGGGAAAAAUAAUCCGCCUAAGCCUGCCCAAUCAAAAAGUAAUUUCUCAACAAACCGCACAGUUAGAAAUUGAAAUUCAAAUAAACGAAGCCCCGGUGCAAAGUGCGCGCGUGGAGCUACACGUGUUUAACAGUCGCACCAAUUUCAUUACCACCUUAGAGCAUUCCUUUGCUCCGCAAGGCAACACGCAAAAGCUGACAUGCACCUUGCCGCACAUGAAUUUCAUGCCCGGUGAUUUUUUCAUCAACGCCCACCUAUUCCUCAACGGGCAGCGCAGCGAUUUUGUGGGGCGCGCACUCUACUUCACCGUGGUGGAAGAAAAUUUCAAAGCCAACAAAAUGGCCAACUUGCGCAAUAACCCGGGGGUUUAUGUGGCGCAGGAGUGGCGGCCCCUCGACUCCCCUUCGUAA